UAUCACUUUGCCAAGCGCCUGCUUUUCGGAAGAGUGGACGGAGCGCGCGCAGAGUUCACGAGCGGUACUCUUGGCGCGCCUUUGGAGAUUUUUUUGUGCGUGUGGAAGACAAAGGAGCCUAGGCGUUUUCGGGCUAAAAAAGAAAAAAAUAGAGACGGCUUCCCUUCGCUUUCCAUGGCUGCGGUACAGCGGGCAAGCAGUGUCUCCUGCAAAUUCCUCCUCCUCGGCGUUUUGGAGGCAUUGCCUGCCUUCACGGAGAUCCACUGUACUAGCCAGCAAGGGUGUACUCAAGAAGGAACCAGUUGGACAAGCUUGUGGUAUGUUUGGCUGAUCUUGCUGACAGUGUUUCUGUUGCUGAUGUGCGGCAUCGGUGCCAGUUGUGUGAAGUUCUGCUGCCGUAAGAAGCGGCCCCCUGUACAGACCUUUCCCUCGCAUGCCCAUGACCUCACCAUCAUCCCCAUGGACCACGACAGCACCGCCCACAGCACCGUCACGUCGUAUAGCUCUCUUCAGUAUCCCCAGAGCCUUCCACUUCCGUUGCCCUUCAGGGAGGUGAAUAGGAAUAUGGCGAGUCCUCCAGCCUACAGCCUCUAUGCCAUAGAACUGCCGCCAUCUUACGAUGAGGCCAUCAAGAUGGCCAAGCCCUGUAUCGAGACUCCAUUUGCAGGCCAGAAACUGGACAACGGCACCUCUGAGCCGGCAGCCUGUGAGAGACAAAGUCAGCCCCAGACAUCAUCUGAGGAGUCAUCAAAUGACAACCCUGAGGCGGUACAAGAAGACUCAGUGGUUCCAGAAGCUUCCACACAAGAGCAGCCACAGUUGUAGCCCCUAUUUUGGAGGGUUGGGGAAAAGAGUAUUGAUGAUGGGAUGGGAAGCAGUGUGGGGCAUGAGCAGCUUGACGUUGUGUGUACUUGGUUAGCCUGAAGAGAGACCCAGUUGUCUGAGCCGUCGUGUCGAUCUGUUGUACGGAAGGAAUGUCUACUUUGGCUUAUGAUAACUUUCCAUUGAUGUUUCAAGGCACGUUUCAAAAUACUGGUCUCUGUAGGUGAGCGCAUUACUCCUCAUGAAAAGCGGUGCUCCGGGCUUAACAUGGCAACGGCGUUGGGGGUGGGUGGGAAGAGACCUGCUUUGAGAAGACACACGUGUGACUGGGCCUGCAAAAAUGGCUGAGGGUUGGGCCUCAGCGGGUAUCGCAAUGGGCAGUUCCACUCGCAGUGAGGUGAAAACUGAGGCAAAACCGAGUGCGGAUGCCUGCCUUCUUCUUCUGAGAAGAUUGAACUAUCCAGCAAAUUGCUGAAGGACUGGGUUCGUUGCUAUGUAACGGCAAACGGCCUUUGACUCUGGAGGUCGUUUUAAUGCUCCUAGUUGUCUCUGUGGAUAAGAGGGGACAGUCCAAGGGAGUUUUGAUAUGACUGGGCUCAUUUGAAAGGCCAAAAUCCCCUUGUAAGCAACUACCCUUACACAAACCAGUAGAGGGUUUUCGUGUUCCUUUCCCCAGAUUUUCUUCCCUCUCCAAGAAAUAUUUGGUUUGAAAUGUAAAUAUACGUCAGAAUGUGA
Messenger RNA from Rhineura floridana, 1557 nucleotides. It is a transcript of the gene TMEM52, whose product is annotated as transmembrane protein 52. Bases 175 to 825 code for a protein of 216 amino acids. The transcript is spliced from 5 exons. NCBI's taxonomy places the organism in Eukaryota, Metazoa, Chordata, Lepidosauria, Squamata, Rhineuridae. The record is from RefSeq and is a predicted model, not a curated record.